UAAUUGUUUCAAUAAUUAUUCAUACAGUUUAGAAUAAAUAAAAUAAUUAAAAUUGUGUAUGUGAUAGGUAAUAAGUAUUGUUUAUAUAAACAUUUCAUGUCGAGGAGGUUAGGAACCGGCAAGUUGUUUUUAAAAAUUACAUAAUUAAAUAGUAAAAAUAAAUAAUGGAUCGGCAAAGUAUCGGUGGAGGUUUUAUUGGACGUGGAAUAACAUCACCACGUAAAAGAAUGUCAAUGGCCCAAUCAUUAAAACGACAAAGCAGUGUACCAAGUAUAUCAGGUCGUUCAAAUCAGUCAGUUCAAAUAAUCUGUAGAUCAGCAAAUCAUAUUGUCGAGAGUUUUGGUUCAUCAUUGCCAGUUCUUGUAAAAGAAGCUCUAACAUUUAUUGAUCCAAAUACAUCAGUUAGUGUUAGUUUAUCUGAAACUGGUUGGGCAUGGCUUGUAUGUGGUCGUCGUCUUUUAGUAUGGCAAUGUAAAACAACAAUACAUGAUCCAAAACAACGUCCAUCAUUUAAAAGUCAAUGUCGUGAAUUAAUAUUACCACAAAGUGAUCUUGCACAUAAAGCUGAUUGUAUUGCUGUAUGGUUACCACAAGGUCAUCAAGUACCAUGUUGUAUGGCAGUAUCACCAGAAGGUAUUGUACGUUAUUGGGCAAGUGUUGCACAAGAAGAAACAUCUGUUGAAACAUCAGCUGAAUUAGCUGGACAAGAAGUUGAUUGUUUAACACAUGUACCUGGUCAUGGUUGUAUAUUAGCAACAACAACAUGUACUGUUGCAUUAUUACAACCACAAUUUAAUAAUGGUAGAAAUAUUAUUAAUUGUCGUGUACUACGUAGUCAAGGUUGGUUAAGUGAUAUUGGACGUCGUAUGUCAUCAAUAUUUCGUGCAAUACCACAAUCACAACCAGUUGAAACAAAAUUAGCUAAAGUAAUAUGUACAACAAUUAAUAAUAAAGAUAGUCGUGUAUUAAUACUUGCUGGUUCAUCAUUACAAUAUUGGUCAUUUCCAAAUGGUGAUAUUGAAAAAAUGGAAUUUGAUAAAGAUAUUGGAACAAUAAUAUCACAAGCAUUUCAAAGAAGAAUAUUUGAAUCACCAGUUAUUAAUCAACAAAAUUUAGAAACAUGGCCAAUUGAUAUGCAAGUAUGUGAUGAAGGUAUAAUAUUACUUGUUGCUGCACAUAUUACUGAUAUAUCACGUAAAAUAUCAUUUGCUAUUGGUUUAUUGUCACUUGAUGGUACAACAUUAUCAAAUACAUUUACAUGGUUUACACAAGUUAAAAUUGAUUAUUUUACAUAUCAAAAUGAUAAUGUUUAUGAUUUAUCAGAAUUUCGUUUUAUAUAUUGUGGUUGGGAAGCAAUAAUAUAUGAUUCAUCAACAUUACUUGUUGUUAAUACAACAAAUGAAUAUGAACAAGAUCAAAUUAAUUUAAUACGUGGUAAUGAAGAUGCAAUACUUGGUGGUUCAUUAUGUUCUGGUACACCAGUAUUAUUUACAAAAAAUUUAGGACUUGUUACAAUAACACAAAGUGAUUUUACAUCACAUGAUUUUAAUAAUAGUAUUGCUGAUGUUAAUAAUAGUUUGUGUGAUUAUAAUAAUACAAAUGAUAAUAAUUAUAAUUAUACAACAACAACAAUAACAAAUGAUAAAUUAAAAGAAAUGUAUUUUAGUAAUGAAGGUAUUGAACAAUUAACAGCAGCAUUUGUUUAUUCAUUAAAACAAAAAAGAUCAGAAUGUGAACAAAUAUUAAAUGAAUUAUUUCCAUAUCAAGAAGAGCCAAUAAUGGAUAUUGAUGCAAAUUUAGAUACACUUGUAUUGAAGGUUGGUAGAAAAUUAAUUGAUGAUUGUCCAGCAAAUGAUCCAAGAUGGGCAAAUCAUAUGGAUACAUCAAUGACAAUGACAACAGUUAAUUCAGUACAAAUACAACAUCAACUUGAGGGAAAAUUAAAAUCACUUGAUCAUUAUGUUACAUUUUUAAAAGAAUAUAAUUUAUGGGAUAGAUUUUGUGCUGUAUCAUAUCGUGGUAUUAUUAUGUCAACGUCAUAUGUACUUGGUGAAUAUGCUGAAAAAAUAAUUGCUGCAUUAGCAAUAUUUAAUUUACAAAAUCGUUAUCCAGAUAUAUUAGAUGAAAUUAUUAAAAAAUCAUUAAAUCAAGAUACAAUUAUAUCUGAUUCAUUAACAUCAAAAGAUAUUUUUUAUCGUGAAGUUAGUACAAUACAUAAUAUAUUACCGUAUCUUGUUAAUACAGUCAAUGAUAUGACACAAACUGAAAUGCCAACACCACAAAUAUCACAGUAUAUAUUACGUGUUAAUACAAUUAUACUUGGUAUAUUGCAUGAAGUUAUUAAAUAUCGUCAAAAUAAUGCUGAUAGAUAUGUACCAUCUAAAACAUUAAAUGCCAUUACUGAAUAUUUACCAUGGACAGCAGCAUCUGGUAAACAAGAUCUUAAAACUUCAUUAUAUACAAUGCAAAAAUUAACAUUAAAAUAUGGUGUUAAUGGUACAAAUGAUGCAACAAUUAAACGUGAACUUUAUGAUCAAAUUGUUGGUUUAAUUGAUCUUAUUCUUGAUGGUAGAAAAUGUCAUCUUGAAAGUAUACGUGGUACAGAUAAAUUUGAUAUAUUAUUAAAAAAAUAUGAAACAGAAAGAACAAAUUUAAUUCAGCCAUUAAUUAAACAUCAACAUUAUGAAAAUGCAGCAAUGUUAGCUGAAAAAUAUUGUGAUUUUGCAACACUUGUACAAAUAUGUGAAUUAACUGAUAAUAAAAAAUUAUUAGAUAGUUAUACAGAAAAAUUUUCAAAUCAAGAUUUUGUUGGUUUUUUAUUUUCAUGGUAUGUUAAAGGUGGUAAACAGGGACAACUUGUUGAGAGAUGUAGAAGAGGUGGUGCUACUGAAUUAACUGAAAAAUUAGCUGAACAUCCAGAGUUAUCAUGGCUACAAGCAUCAUUAACAAAUGAAUAUCGUUUAGCAGCAAAUACAUUACAUUCAUUGGCAACACAAGAAGUUGAACUUGUUAAAAGAAAAAAAACAAUGUUAUCAAUGAGUAAAUUAGCAUUAUUAUGUUUGACAGAUAUUGAUAAUGAAUUUGAAGAAACAUUAGCUGCAAUUGAUAGUGAUUUAGAAUUAAUUGGACAUCAAGAAAGUUUACCAGAUUCAGUACUUGAAGCAUAUGGUUAUGAUACUAAAAAAUUACGAGUAUUAAAUCCAAUUGAAUUAAUAACACUUUAUACAUGUGAAGAAAAUACACUUGCAAAUGAAUUUGAUUUUAAAAAAUCACUUGAUUUACUUGAAUAUAUUACAAUAAAUGAUGAAAAAGAAUCAUUGAGACUGAGAAUAUGGGCAAGAGCAGCAAAAAAAAAUAAAUGGGAUAUUGUUGUUAAAAAUCCAGAUAAAGAAAUAUCACAAACUCUUAUAUUUAAAUUAAUAAGUCUUUAUCAUAUGAUGGGAGUUGAUUUUGAUUAUUUUUUGCCUCCAAUUGAUGAAUUAAUGAAUGAACCAGAACUUGGUGAACUUAAAGCAUCAAGUAACUUUCAGUAUCUUAUUAAAUUAGUUUACGAACAUACCUCACAAUUGUAUCAAUUAUAAAUAAUUUUUAAAAUAAUCAUUGCCAAUUUUUUCUAAGCUUAUAAAUAUUUUUUUUUUUUUCUUCUUUUUAUUUUGUAAAAGUUUUAAAUAAAAAUUUUUUUAUUUCUUUAAUGAAAUAAUACGUGUUGAUCUAUGUUGAGUUAUUUUAUUAUGAAAAAAAUUAAAAUUACAAACAUGAAAAAUUUCGGUGAAAUAUUUGACAUACCAGAACACAAAUAAUUUUCAAGUCUCAUCAAGUAACGAAUAUGUUCU
Aphidius gifuensis is the source of this 3833-nucleotide messenger RNA. It is a transcript of the gene Nup133, whose product is annotated as nuclear pore complex protein Nup133. The transcript has 3 exons. Gene Ontology annotation, molecular function: protein binding; structural constituent of nuclear pore. Gene Ontology annotation, cellular component: nuclear pore outer ring. NCBI's taxonomy places the organism in Eukaryota, Metazoa, Arthropoda, Insecta, Hymenoptera, Braconidae. The record is from RefSeq and is a predicted model, not a curated record. Bases 165 to 3581 code for a protein of 1138 amino acids. Gene Ontology annotation, biological process: poly(A)+ mRNA export from nucleus; transcription-dependent tethering of RNA polymerase II gene DNA at nuclear periphery; protein import into nucleus.